GUAUUCCUUGGACUGGGUCAUUUGCGCCGCGGCGUGGAUGAGGUAUCCAAAGGCUACUUUCUGCCGCACCACUACAGCCAUCAGUUCUUCACAUUGUCAGGUGACUAUCCAUUCCACCUCGUUGCUGUCACUGCCGAAUUCUGCUUCAGCAGCGAACAGGACCCUGACGACUGUGAGAACAUUCA
Symbiodinium pilosum is the source of this 185-nucleotide messenger RNA. The record is from the annotation of a GenBank genome assembly. NCBI's taxonomy places the organism in Eukaryota, Dinophyceae, Suessiales, Symbiodiniaceae.